Molecule: messenger RNA, 252 nt
Organism: Clunio marinus
Lineage: Eukaryota; Metazoa; Arthropoda; Insecta; Diptera; Chironomidae
Source: the annotation of a GenBank genome assembly
AUGAAUGCUGUUAAACGUUUUAAUGUAUUCGACGUGAUGAAGUUAAAGUCAAGCCAACCAGAUGAGGUAACUUGGGACGGAUGGUUAAAGGAAUUGACAGUCCCUUGGCGACUUUUAUCAUUCUUUUCAAAAGCCUUCAAGCGAAAUGAGUUUGUUGGUCAAAUGUUCAGUGUCGAGGGAGAAAAUGACCGAGUUAAUCUUUACAAAAAGAGAAAGAACGACAAGCAUGAACCUUUAACAGAUCCCAAAUGA